UCAUGUUGCAACGUUAUUUGCCACAGUCGUGAUCAAACUUGAACUUAUCUUUGUACUAUUAGAGAUGGGAUUACAGCACGCCUUGUCAAUUUUAUUGCUAAUAAACAUCUUUAAUGCCUAUGGGAAGUUAACAGGAGAUCAUAUAUGCCUAACAGAAAAGCUGUAUUUAGCUAAUGUAACAGAGACUUAUUUGAAAAAUGUAAUUCUGAGAAACUACAAAUGGUGUCUAAAUUUUCCACCAAGAUGUUCGUUUUACACCAAUAAGCAGAUUUCUGCUACCAGAGUCGUGACACCUGUUGCUUAA
This is a messenger RNA of Diabrotica virgifera virgifera (western corn rootworm), 304 nucleotides long. RefSeq names its product protein draper-like. The transcript is spliced from 4 exons. The coding region runs from base 65 to 304 and encodes 79 amino acids. Gene Ontology annotation, molecular function: protein binding. The record is from RefSeq and is a predicted model, not a curated record. NCBI's taxonomy places the organism in Eukaryota, Metazoa, Arthropoda, Insecta, Coleoptera, Chrysomelidae.